AUAACAGUAACCCGGGAACAAAUUCCAUUAGCUGUUACCUUCUGUGACGUGAAAGACCAGAUGGAGUUUGAAUGUUCGGUGUCCUUAAAUUACCUCUAUAGACCUUUGUCGAUAAAUCCAAGUGACCCAAAAGUUGUCUUCUCAGCACCAUAUUUUGAUCUGCUGACCCGGAGGUCAAAGGUACAUCCGUUUAAUGGGGAUCCAUUAGGAGACAUGUGGAAGCUUCCAGAGACUGAGCUUGACAAGAGGAUAUCCGACACAUCUGUCAGAUGUUUCUUUGCGCAUCGUGGGUGUGAGACCGUGCUGAAACUUGCAGAGAUUGCUGCACAUGGAAAAGAUUGUUCUCAUAAACCACCACAUGAUCUUGACACAAAGGAGGUUACUGAAACAAACUGGUACAAAAAAUAUUUCUCUUCAGCACAUAAGCUGGAAAUUGAAACGAAGCACUCUGUUCAGGCCCAAAGCUGGGAGAAAAGACUACAGAUUGCUACAGAUAAGGACGACGUAGAUGAUUUGUGCAAUCAUGCCCAGAGCCAAAUAAAGCUGUAUAAAGAGAGACUUCCAAAACCAGGUGAUAUGAUGCUAAAUGAAACAGGACAGUCACCAUUGCACUAUUUGGAACAAGCAGCCGUUCACUAUGCUACUGCUGUCAAAUUCAAACCCCGGAAUCCAAAUUUACAUUUCCAGCUUGGACAAACCCUCGAGGAAUGUUAUUAUGCUACAGAAAUGUAUGAUCUAAAAAAGAAGACAGAGAGUGAUGCUACUGAUCUUGCGAAAGCCCAGGCCAGCGGGAUGCAGGAAGAGAUCUGGGCCAUCUGUAAACUUCAUGGUUUUUUAGGAAUACCAACAAUGGAGGAGCAGCUGAAAGCCCUAGACAUGGAGUACCACCAGCUGAAAGACCAGGGCCAGUCUGAGAAAGCUGACUAUAUCCAAACUCUUUUCAUCUGGCUGUCCAAAAAGGCUAAAAUGGACACUAAGGCUGGAGAUUCUGAUGAGGAAAAUUCACUUCAAAGAGCCCUUCAGAAGUAUCUGGAUGCCUGGUCUCUCAGUCCUGACAACUGGGGACUCAACUUCCAUGUGGGUCGUCUGCUGCUUUUACAGGAGAAGAGUAAAGAGGCACUACAGCACUUGCAGACUGCACUAGCCCUCAAACCCUCACACCCAGCCUUAAGAUUCUACACCGGUUUGGCUUUGCUGCAACAGGAUGGAACCUCAGUGGAAAAAGAGAAAGAGGCGACUUUGUUCCUCCAUCAAGGCCUGGAGUAUGUUCUUGGCCAGUAUUUUAACUCACACAGCCAAGCCUGUAAAGAGAAAGCUGAUGCUGGAUAUUCUCUGUCGAUUGUAAAUGCCCAGUUUUUAAGAGGGUGUCUCAGCCUGGGAGUAUUGCUGUCCAAACACACAACCUUGGGGCAAACAAUGAGCUCCAUGUUGGUUUAUCAGAAUGUUGCUCUAAUGGCUGUGAAAGCUCUGAGCAUGUGUGUCGGUCAGGGCCGAGUGACUCAGCAGUUAGAGAGGGUGCUGCUGGAUGCCCACUUUACUUCACUUAAAAUUCUACUUGAGCAGGAGAACAUAAUCAAGCAGGCCUGGAUAACUAAGAGAUGCCAAGCUCUCUCUGCUCUCAUACGGCUCUCAUGCAUCGACACCUGGAAGGAUCUCCUGGACAUGCAGUUAAAGGUGUGUGAGUUGGGCGUCAUUAACACUCCCUGCAACAGCACUGCAUUAUGCCUGCUUGGUCAGGCUCAGCUAGCCCAGUGUGACAGUGACGCUGGCUCAGAAUCGGGUCAAGCAGCCCUGUCCAAUGCCUGCCUCAGUUUCCAGGCUAGCAUCAUGUUGGAGGGAUUGCCAGUGACUGGAGAUCCUCCAGAACAUCUGAUCAAGCAGAAGUGGUGGCAGGAGCAUUUGGCUAAAGAGAAGGAGAAAACAGAGAAGCAAAUCUGCAUUAAGGAAGUGAAAGCAAGCGGGUCAUUUGAGCACACUGGGGCUAGAAGAGGGAUCGGAAAAACAGCUCCUGCCCAAGGGGGAACUAUAGCCAUGGCUAAAACAUCUGCUCCAUCUCGAGGGGUGAAAGCAGUUCCAGGAGUAGCAAGAGGAGUGGCUCCAGUUAAGAGGAAUGGAAAGAGUACAGGCAAAUCAAACCCCAAAAUCCAGCUUCCUCUCGGCAAGUCCAAACAGGAGUGCAGCACACAACACACUAAACCAGCAGCACCUUUGGAUGAGGAGCAUAAGAUCAGUGGUGCCACCACUCCAGCAGCUCUGAACCUGAAGUCUCAUGCUCCUCGACUAGGAUUAGCCCGAGCCCGGGCACGUUCUCCAAACUCCCACCAGCAGGCCUGCUCUCUCUACCAAGAGGUUAUCAGCAUGUCUCCACAGGUUCAUGAUGCAUACAUUGAGCUGGCAAACCUACUGGUGGAGAGCGAUCCACAAGCCGCUGUAGAGGUCUACAGCAGAUUUCCGUUAAAACCUGUUAACGAACAGACAUUUGAUGAUGCCUUCAUCACAGGAGAGAUCGUACACAUCCUCAUGAAGCAAGAGCUGUAUGAACAUCCACAGCUGGCUCCUAAUCUGAUUGCAUACGGAAAAGUCAUGGGGCUCAGUUGCAUCGAAAAGUACAUUGAUAUACUGGAUAAAAAGUUUAAGACCAAGCUGCUAAAAACCAUUUAUGCAGGAAUUCAUAACAAAUCAGUGGAGGAUGAAGAUCUUCAAGAGUUUUUCAAGUUUAAAUGCUGGAUAUGA
Molecule: messenger RNA, 2733 nt
Organism: Hemibagrus wyckioides
Lineage: Eukaryota; Metazoa; Chordata; Actinopteri; Siluriformes; Bagridae
Exons: 17
Coding region: 61-2733 (890 amino acids)
Molecular function (GO): protein binding
Source: RefSeq, a predicted model, not a curated record